Molecule: messenger RNA, 1149 nt
Organism: Penicillium brevicompactum
Lineage: Eukaryota; Fungi; Ascomycota; Eurotiomycetes; Eurotiales; Aspergillaceae
Product: mitochondrial 54S ribosomal protein uL24m
Exons: 2
Coding region: 1-1149 (382 amino acids)
Biological process (GO): translation
Cellular component (GO): ribosome; mitochondrion
Molecular function (GO): RNA binding; structural constituent of ribosome
Source: RefSeq, a predicted model, not a curated record
AUGCAGAGAGUUAUCCAACGGACGACUUCCGCCCGGAAGCAGGCCUUCAAAAGAUCCAUCAAGGCUCAAGAACGACAGGAAUUGUUGGAUCGCGUCCAGACCAAGCGGGCGCGGAAGGACUUUGGCGCCGCAUUGUCCUCUCAGUUCAAGGAGGCACGGAAGAAUCGCUGGGAGGAUUGGGAGAAGGGUCCACUUGCACCCAUGCGAGAUGCCGGACUUGACCGCACUACAUAUGGUGGCCUGGAAGGUAGCAUUCUGCACCCUCCACGUCUCCCCAAACACGAGCAACGGAGACAUGUCCUUUUCGCCGCCGGUGAUCGAGUCUGCGUCAUCCGUGGACAAGACCAGGGCAAGAUCAACGUGAUUACCCAAGUCAACCGAGACAGUGAGACAGUUCUCAUCAAGGACGUCAACAUGCGCGAUGUCAUUAUUCCUGAGUGGGCCAAAGACCGAAUGGCCAACAGCAAUAUCGACACACAACCCCAGUCGUUCCCAGUCUCCUUCGACGAUAUCCGCCACAUCAUCAAGCUGGAAGAUACCGAGACUGGUGAGAUGCAGCAAGUUAUGGUCAAGCACGCCUAUGCCGCUGGCCCCUACCAUGAGCGAUCCCCCGAAAGCAAGAACCCCAGAUACACCCGUUACGUCUCCGGUUUGGACAUCGAAAUCCCCUGGCCCGUGGAGGAGGAGCCCACCAUCGCCGACGGUGACAUGGACACAUCACGAAUGGAGGUUGAGGCUAGCACAUUUGUUGCCUCGCUUGCCGAACCCCCCAUGCCAUCGACCGUGAUUGACGAGCUGCGCAACAAAUACUCCAAAUUCCGUACCCGUCACGACCCCGAAUACUUGAAGGAGAAGAUGACCGAGGACUACCAAAAGCAGUACAGAGAGACUGUGUCCCUGUCUACACCGAAGACUGAAGUCAUCAAGUUGCGGGCUGCCAAGGCACUCGAGAAAAGGAAUGCACGAUUGGACGCCGAUGGAAAUGCGCAAUUGUCCAAGGAAACUAAGAGUUUCAUUGACCAGUAUCUGCAUAAGGAUAUGAGAGGACCACUCCUCAAGCAACAGAAGAUCAAGUUUGCGGCCCAUCAAAAACGGGCCAAGGGCAAGUCUGGCAAGGCCAAAAAGGCCAAGGCCGAGGAGGCUUCCUAA